Myxocyprinus asiaticus (Chinese sucker) is the source of this 3249-nucleotide messenger RNA. Its product is annotated as hippocalcin-like protein 1. The coding region runs from base 750 to 1331 and encodes 193 amino acids. The record is from RefSeq and is a predicted model, not a curated record. NCBI's taxonomy places the organism in Eukaryota, Metazoa, Chordata, Actinopteri, Cypriniformes, Catostomidae. Gene Ontology annotation, molecular function: calcium ion binding. The transcript is spliced from 6 exons.
AAUUAAUAUAUUGCAUUCAAUAGAUGGUUAAAGCUUCCAUAAUUGCUGUCAGAUGGGCUUUGAUUAGGUCAGAGGAAUAUAGUAAGAUAAUUUAAAGGGAAAAUAUCGGGUUAGUAUUGCAAUUACUAUUAUUAUUUUUUACACAUAAAUCUCUGGGGUCUCUGGGACCCCAAACAUAAAGAAAGUAAAGUCAAUCUUAACUGAACAUGAUUGUUAGUUGCAACCACUCUCAGCAGAAGAAAGUCAGCUAUCAAUGCACAUAUUUGUUUUUUUCCUUUGCUAUGAUCAUCUGAAAGAAAGCGUUAGGGCACGGGCCCCUGACACCAUAGAAGCGAUCCCAUUCGGCGUAGUCACAUCUUAUUAAAACGGCACCACGUAAUCCUACCAACACCCUCCCUUGCUUUAAAUCCGCUCCUCCGGCGCAGUUGUGUAGACGCACAGCCUCCUCGUUCAGCAGAGCACCGCCGUGGCUCGUGUUCUCGCGGGGCAUCCGACGGUAACAUGGUCUGCAGCGCGCGGCAGCAGUAGACAGUUUCGCUGGACCGUACGAGAAGGCGCGUGCCCGGCUAUCCUGCUCUCCUUCCGCAACAUAUCAACACAUCGAAGCAAACUUAGUGUUUCUGUGACACGGGUUUAACGGUUUACGCCAUUGCAUCGUCGUGGCAACAGAGUUGUAAAAUUGGAUAUUACUUUACACAAAAAAGGUCUGACCAGAGGACUCGGUGUUGUCACUGUGCACACAGGGAAACAUGGGGAAACAGAACAGCAAGCUCAGGCCAGAGAUGCUACAGGACCUGAGGGAGAACACAGAGUUCACUGAUCAUGAGUUGCAAGAAUGGUACAAGGGGUUCCUGAAAGACUGCCCCAGUGGACAUUUGAACGUUGAGGAGUUUAAGAAGAUCUAUGCCAACUUCUUCCCAUAUGGUGAUGCCUCUAAGUUCGCUGAGCACGUCUUCCGUACGUUUGACACCAACAACGACGGGACUAUUGAUUUCCGGGAGUUCAUUAUUGCUCUGAGUGUGACAUCACGGGGGAAAUUGGAGCAGAAGCUGAAGUGGGCAUUCAGCAUGUACGACUUGGAUGGCAACGGUUACAUCAGCCGUGACGAAAUGCUAGAGAUUGUGCAGGCCAUUUAUAAGAUGGUGUCAUCAGUGAUGAAAAUGCCGGAGGAUGAAUCCACACCAGAGAAGAGAACAGACAAGAUCUUCAGACAAAUGGACUUAAACAAUGAUGGCAAGUUGUCUUUGGAAGAGUUCAUAAAAGGUGCCAAAAGUGACCCCUCCAUCGUGCGACUACUGCAGUGUGACCCGAGCAGUGCCUCGCAGUUUUGAGUCUCUCAGACAACCGGCACUCAAUGCAUGAAAGCUCUCGUCUCUCAUUCUUCUUUGUGUUCCAAAUGGAAGAGUUUCAAAAAAGUGCAACAAUUUUACUUUCAGUUUUUCCCAGAAAGGACAUGCAUACAUAUGAAGAACAAAGACAACACCUGCCAAGACGUCUUGUGUCUGCUACGUGUCACCUGUCCUUGUCUCUGCAGAAACUGAAGCUGGUGGAGUUUCGACUCCAAAAAAAAAAAAAAGAAAAGCAAUCAGUGGCCGAUCGUGUUCAAGGGUCGAGAUUUUGAAAGAGAAUGUUCCUGUUUAUGAAUUGUACAUGCACUCCCACCUUCUCCAAACCCUCUUGUGUUUAAUAUCUGUGCAGUUCUUGAUUUAGUUUCUUUCCUGCUUUGUUUUGUGAGGGUGCAGAUCCCUAUCUACUUUUUAUACUGAUAUUUAUGUGUAUAUACAGUAUAAAUACAUAUACAAACAUGUUACAACUACAAAUGAAGGCAAUUAUAGACAUCUUUUUACUCACUUGCAUCUUACAGCAGUAUUAUGUAGCUUCAGGCAGUAUCCAAAACUUGGCCUUCAAUUGACCCAGAUUGAUUUUUCUGCUCCGGCGCUCAUGAUCUUUAUUAUACGAAGAGAAGGCUGAGGAUCCCGUUCUUUUUUUCUGUUAAUUUUAUUUUUUGUUGUUUUUGUAAAUAUGUGGUUUGCUUCCAUAUUUUUCUUUAUUUAUUGUUGCAUUUUUAUGGUGUUAUUUUACAAAGGGUGAUUUUAUUACUGUUGAACCAGAAAUGUGACACACCUGGCGAUGUAUUAUGCUGUAUCAAGUAAGUUGUUAUUAAUUCAAGGCUUUCAAGUGCAUUGCGGAAAAUAUUUGCAUCAGGGGAUACAUUCCAUCGCGUUUUGAAUCCAAGACACCGGUAGCACAUUUAAUUUAAAGCGCUUCAUCUGUGUGUGUGCGGUUAUGCUUGUUUGUAUGUAAGCAAGAGUGAAGGUUUGCAUGUUUCGGUGUAUGCGUGCAUCUGUGCUAACUUUAUAGUAUCACUUUGUGUAGUUCAAUACGUUUGUAUGCAACAGUAAGUUUUUUAACCCCCCUAUUUAAAGCAGCAGACUAGUUAUACCUUUAUCCUACAUCAUAUGGUACUCAAAAUCACAAUAUCUUGGGGUACUUUCAAAAGUGCUCCAUCAACAACAUAGACAGGAAUGUACAAAACUAUGAUUUAUGAUCAUGUCUCACCUUUAGAUAAACAGCCUCAUUGUUUUCAUCUAAAAGAGAGUUUGGAUAGUGAAAGUGGUCACUAAAGGGCUUAUUUCCACUCUUGAAUGAAGAAGUGUAAAGAAAACGCCAUUGCUUUGAUUUUUCUUUUUGGUUUAUGUGACGACUGACAUUCAAUGACCUAAAUUCAACAGGUGCUCCUGCUUUGUAUAAACAAAGUGAUAGAGCUUUGAUAAUAUUAGUUCAUUAAGUCAAUACAUGCCCACUCUCUGUGUAGCUAUCACAUUGCUGGCAUCCAUAUUGCUUCCAUAUUUGUACUGACACAAUAUUUGAUGCUGCACCCUCUAUGGCAACUUUCCUCUUUUAUGUUGCAUGAAAACCUCAUGUGAGGACAUAAUGAUUGUCCCCUUUUACUGAUGUUGAAAACAAAUAUACUUAUGUGUUUAGAAUGUUGACUGCAAGUGAUUUUUGAACAACUGAAGUUUGCACAACACCUUUUAGCACUGUUACUAUUGUGCCAGUAACUUCUAACAUUCAUUUUAAAAAGUUACAUUUGCAUCACAGUGUCCAUUCUAAUAGAAUGUUAUGGGCUUUAGUCUUAGUUUACACAAUGGCAUAACACUUAACACAUAAUUUAUUCCUGUACACACACACCAGUGUUGUAUAAAGUACCCAAUUGUAAAAAUAAAAAUACCUUUAUGGAAAGUUAAA